AUAGUGUUGUUAUUGAUGUAUUACUGUGGGAACUGUUUUUGCGCACGUGGUAGUAGUCCGGGCAGUUGUUUGUGUAGCUCCGGUUGGUCCCAUCUUGACUACAUUGUAAUCAGAGCGGAGAGGAAAGAGAACUCGUCCAUAUUACAGCUGCUGUUUCAGCGGUUUCUGUGGUGAUGGACCCUCCCGGCGGCCGAGACGAACGUCAUCGUCAAGCGGAGCGGCUUCGGCGGGAGGAGGCAUACUAUCACUUCAUUAAUGAACUGAGUGAGGAGGAGUACAGACUAAUGAGAGACAGCAAUCUUCUGGGAACACCUGGUGAAGUCACAGCAGAGGAGCUGAGGCAGCGUCUGGAUGGUGCAAAGGAGCGAGUGUCAUCUCAGCCACGCCCUGAACCCCGCCCUCAGAGCAGUGAGGCAGAGGGCAGUAGCGGUGCAGUCGAGACAGGUGCUGAGACGUCUAAUGGAGACUCUCUGCUGGAGUGGUUGAACACAUUUCGGCGUACAGGGAAUGCCACACGUAGUGGGCAGAGUGGAAACCAAACUUGGCGUGCCGUCAGCCGCACCAACCCCAACAGCGGCGAGUUCCGCUUCAGUCUUGAGAUCAACAUCAACCACGAGCAACCUGAGCCUGGAGAACACAGUGACACCCCUGAUCCAACUGAGCUCCCAAUGCCGCCACCUCCUCCUCCUCCUCCUCCUCCUCCUCCCCCCCCAGUGUCAUCUGCCUCUGCACCCACGACCCCUUACAACCCCUCAAGGUCUGCACCUUACUCACUUCAACACCCCACGCCGUACUCUACGGCCAGGCCCACCUUGGGAAGGAGGGCCGCGGUGCGCCGCACUCGCAGCAGCACGGCUCCGCCUGUAACGCCGCCUCUGACCUCACAGGCUCCUCCCACGCCUUUGAGGAGGAACUUGCCUUCUGUGCCAAGCUCUCCUCCUCCACAGGCUCCACUCGCUUUUCAGUCACAAGAGCAGGAUGGUGGUGCUGUAAGGGGUCAAAUACAGGUCACAACCUCCUCGGUUAACGCAGGGGAGGGGCAGAAUGGAAAUGAAGGCCCGGACUGCCCCACCGCUCUGCCUCAGUCCGGCCCCCAGGUGGCGCCAGUUGCCCGUGAGCCACGAAACAGCAGGACUCGUUCACGUGGCCGCAUGCGCCGGGCGGCGGGAGCAGGUGGGGCUUUGUCUCGCUCUUCGAGACGUAGCCGGUCCCCCCUGGACAGAAACCCAGCCUCCAGCGUUAGCCCCACCCAUAGCAGCAGCGCUGCCCCAGUGGAGUCCACUGGAAGUACGGCUGUUGCAAUGGAGAUGGGCGAGGCCACCGUAGAGCCGGCUGCUACUACGGAUCCUCCGGAGGCAGGUGAGGAAGAGGGGGAGACUCCUGCGUCAGGCGCUGGAGGUGUGCGGCGCCACCCCACGAUCAUGCUGGACCUCCAGGUGCGGCGCAUUAGGCCAGGCGAGAACCGGGACAGGGACAGCAUCGCUAGCCGCACUCGCUCUCGUGCUCGGGCCGCUGAAAACACGGUCACCUUUGAGAGCGACAGCGGCGGCUUCCGCCGUACCAUCUCGCGCUCAGAGCGCGCGGGAAUCCGCACUUACGUAAGCACUAUACGCAUCCCGCUGCGCCGCAUUUCUGAGACGGGCCUUGGCGAGCCCAGCUCCAUGGCGCUGCGAUCUAUCCUGCGUCAGAUCAUGACCGGCUUCGGUGAGCUUAGCUCCCUCAUGGAGACGGAAGCGGACUCAGAGACUGCGGCACCAAACCAGGACUCCGCUCCUACUGCCGGAGCUCAGACAUACCGCGUCGCUAGCGCCGAGGGAGGUGCGGCCCACGGAGGAGUGGAAUCGGCACGAGAAGGUUUAGUGGAGGGUGAGGAGGAAGGACAAGUGCGGGUGAGCAGGACUGGGCCGGAGGGACGACCUAGCAGCAGGGACACUAACAACCUGGUGGAAAACGGCACAUUGCCCAUCCUAAGGCUGGCGCACUUUUUCCUUCUCAAUGAAGACGAAGACGAGGAGCACCCACGGGGCCUCACCAAAGAACAGAUCGAUAAUUUGGUCACACGCACUUACGGUCAGGUCAACAUGGAGGGCGAGCAGGGUCGCGCUUGCAGCGUCUGCAUCAACGAGUACGCUCAGGGCAACAAGCUGCGCCGCUUGCCUUGUGCCCACGAGUUCCACAUCCACUGCAUCGAUCGCUGGCUAUCCGAAAACAACACCUGUCCCAUCUGCAGGCAGCCUAUUCUGUCCAGCCAUCAGGAAUGAUGUCAGGCUGUAGCUAUCAAUCAAUGGACUGAACGAGUGACUUUUGUUCCACCUUUGGUGGAACCUGUACAUAGUGCUUCAAUGUUUUCAUUCUCUGAGAUCCAUUGUAUUCAAGCUAAAGGUAGAACCAAAAGCAGAAAAAAACUAUAAUGCAGAGAUUUAACAAAGCUUUAUUUUUUUAGACUCCUUUUGUUUUCAUUUCUUACUCUUCUUCCAUUCUCCAUUAUGCUUUGCGGAAGGGCUGCACGAUUAAUCGCAAUUAACCUGAAAUUGUGCAUAAACCGAUUUGGCUUAUUACGAUUAUUAAAUCGCAAAGGCUGCUAUUUUUUUUAAUUUUUUUAUGCGCAGCUUGUCAUUGAAGCACAGCUCUGUGAUCAGUAGUAAAUGCUGCUCCAUCUGAAAGCACUGUGAGUUUGAGUCGCUUAUAACGUGCAUUUGAAAAAGCAACACGUGUCAAACAUCAUUCCAGACAUUAGAAGCAUUUAUGAACCUCUUGUCCAACAAAAGACAACAUUUAAUAACAUGUUUUUACUCCAAACUCACUUCAUAAUGACAGUUGAGCAUCCUUCUGAGAUGAUGUGGCUUCUUACACAGAAUCAGGCACAACGUAUUAUUUCAUAGUAUUCUAUACAUUGAUAAAGGCUAUGUCGAAUAGCAUUUAAGUGUAAUUAUACUUUAUUAUCAUGAAAAUACCCAAGAAGGCUUGAAGAACUCAGAAAAAACAAAUAUUGUCGUAGUCGUGUGUUUAUUAGUCAUGUUUAAUCAAUCCAAGCGUUUCAAUCUUCAGCUACAGUGAUAGUAUGAUGGCUUUCAGAUGGAUUUACUGCUGAUCACAGAGCCGUGCUUCACUGACAAGAUGCGCAUAAAAAAUCACAGCCUUUGCCAAAUCGCGUGCAGUUCAAUUUCGAUUAAUUGUGCAGCCCUAGCGGACAUAUUAACAGACGAAGUGACUAACUCAAACGGAGUUAGGAAUAUUAGCUUCAACUAAAGGUGCAGUCACAUUUACCAUCGUUCAGCAAAUUUUCACGGGCGAAAUCUAAUUUCGCGAAGGUGAAAGAUUGCUGAUUGGAUGUCGCAACGGAUUCUAAUUGGUCACGCAUGUACUACGCUGACCAACAGAAAGCUGCUUGGUUUAAAAGUGACUUCUGUGUGAGUGGUGCUUCAUUCAUCGCUACACUAUUUACAAUGGACAUUUUUUGUCCAUGAAAUUUCACUAAAUGUGACUGCACCUUAAUUCUGUGUCACACAUUUUAAGUUUGGUGGCUUCAAAAAAUGGAUAGACCUCUUAAAACUCUUUAAGGACAUGUAAAUAUAUGAAUGUCUGUGUUUUCGGUUUUAACAGUAAGACAUAUUGUAGAAAGAACCGUAUGCUGUUUCAUUUGCGUUUUCAAAAGGAACCUUUACUUUUAAGCGCUUGCUGAGAAAUCCACCGGUUUUGAAGCUCUAUGAGUCCUCCAUGUAAAUGCUCCCUAAUGUUGGGCAGUGUACUUUUAAAUGCGUUUUCAAUCAAAGCAGGUUUUUAGUGUGAUUUUUCUUUUUUUGAUGGUGUCGAUAAGAAUAGUUAUGGGAUAUGAAUGAUGCACCUGGUCGUAAAUGAAUUUGUCACUGAAAUUCCAAUAGCUGCAUCUGUAUCUGCAUCUUUAUAUUACGGGAAAUGGCAAUGAGCAUCUCCAUAAACACUACAAAACAAUUUUUUAAGCAUAAUAAUUAUUUUCCCUAUGAACUGAAUAUGCUUUCCACUUUGAGUGUCAUUACAUUUCUAAUGAGAACAAGCCAUUUGCAUUUGAACAACUGUUUUGGAGAGCUGAUCGGAUUAUAUGAUAUUGUAUGAGCUAGUAAGUGCAUGCUUGAUUUGUACCUGAGUAUAAACCCAGUCAACGCCCUGCACAUAGUUCACAAUGUUAUAAUGAAAAGCAGAAAUUGAUUAUCACUUGAAAGCACUUGUCAGCCGCUGCACUAUAGGGCAGUACAUUCGAGCCUGUUAUAGGCAUGACUUCUUCCAGGGUGAUGCAAUGAUACAAGGAGACAAUGAAAGAUAUUGAAUGGUGGUUCAAUAUUAUAUGAUAACAUACCUAUGUUUUUUGUUUUACUACUUUUACCCUCACGUUCAGCUAUUUCUAUAGUUUUUAUCAUCACAUUCUCCGUAUCUCACACGGUCUGCCUUGCUUACCUUCCCUCAGUAUUUUAGCAUACAACGGUUUCACUUAUGGCCUUGUCUGAAAGCCCUGUUUGCUCUGAGUCACCAUUUCUUCAUGCAGUGUUGCUCGUUCCCCAUGUGAGGCAGAGCGUGAAGUAGGACUUCUGAAUGAAAGAUCAUGAAUGUAGUGGUAUCUUGCGUCUUUCCAAGGUACACUUUUCCUCAAUGUACAAUAGAUGUCUGCUUAUGUUUCAGGAUCUCAAUUAAAACAAUGACAGAAUCUGUUAUUCAACACCUGUCCUCGAUGUUAUUGUUUUCUUGUAUACUAAAAUAUCCCUUUAUUUUGUCUGUAUGUUGUGAGGAUGUGUGUAUGUUAUAUAAGAAGUGUGAAUUGUAAGUAUGUGUGUAGCAAAUGUGUGUGUAUAUUGCUGAAUGGAACAGAAUGGUUUUUGAGCUGUUGUGUAGCUGCGAGUGGGGGAGCUUUGGCCAUGAAGUUUAGAUAUUUAAUGAUGAGAAAUUGACAUCAUUGAGCUAUGACUAUGUAUUAUGUUAUAAUGUGAUGCUGAAACAGAAGAAUAUGUAUUCUGUUACUAUGUAAUAAAAUAAAACACAUUGAUUUUU
Molecule: messenger RNA, 5019 nt
Organism: Ctenopharyngodon idella (grass carp)
Lineage: Eukaryota; Metazoa; Chordata; Actinopteri; Cypriniformes; Xenocyprididae
Gene: rnf6
Product: ring finger protein (C3H2C3 type) 6
Exons: 4
Coding region: 174-2261 (695 amino acids)
Biological process (GO): protein ubiquitination; positive regulation of DNA-templated transcription; ubiquitin-dependent protein catabolic process
Cellular component (GO): nucleoplasm; cytoplasm
Molecular function (GO): ubiquitin protein ligase activity
Source: RefSeq, a predicted model, not a curated record